This is a messenger RNA of Nerophis ophidion (straightnose pipefish), 6954 nucleotides long. Its product is annotated as CCN family member 1-like. Gene Ontology annotation, cellular component: extracellular region. Lineage: Eukaryota; Metazoa; Chordata; Actinopteri; Syngnathiformes; Syngnathidae. The coding region runs from base 175 to 1302 and encodes 375 amino acids. Gene Ontology annotation, biological process: signal transduction. The record is from RefSeq and is a predicted model, not a curated record. The transcript is spliced from 5 exons. Gene Ontology annotation, molecular function: protein binding.
GCUGAGCCGCGGCUGCACAGAUGACUCGCCUACUUUGUUGUACUUCACACUACUUGAAACUACUUCAUCCUACUUGAUUCUACUUCGUCCUACUUGAUCGCACGGACCCUGUGUUGUGGAUUUAUUUCAUCAGCGACAACUCAGAAGACCACUUCCUUGCAAACGUCAACAAGGAUGUUUCCUCUGACGGUCACUUUGCGCCACAUCUUUUCCACCUCAUUUGUGCUCUGCAGUGCUGCAGUGAUGGCUGAUGGCGAAUGCCCGGCGGUGUGCUCGUGUGCCGCCUGGUCGGGGGCGUGUCCGCCAGGUGUCAGCCUGGUGAGUGACAGCUGUGGUUGCUGCAGAAGGUGCGCCAGGCAGUUCAACGAGGACUGCAGCGCCAGCCAGCCCUGCGACCACAUCAAGGGGCUGCGCUGCCACCUGGGGGCGGGAGGACUCCCUGACAGGGGACUGUGCCGAGCGGAGGCACACGGCCUGCCCUGCGACUUCGGCGGCCACGUGUACCAACACGGCGAGAACUUCCAGCCCAGCUGCCGGCACCAGUGCACCUGCAUUGACGCGGUGGUGGGCUGCACGCCCCUCUGCCCUCACCUUCUGCCCCCGCCCGACCGGCGCUGCCCGCGGCCCCGGCUGGCAAAGGCCGAGCACGCCUGCUGCGAGGAAUGGCUCUGUGACCAUGACAACCGCAUCGGAGAGGAGGAGGAGGAACCAGAGGAGCCGCCACUCUCCCCUCUGCCGGACACUCUUCCCCCCAACCGCAUCAGUAACUUGCUGCUGGUCCCACCCAAGUUCACAGAUUCAUUCUCCGUCUCUGAGGCGUCGCCGGGGUCCAGAUGUUUGGCGCAAACCACGGCGUGGACAGAAUGCUCCGCCUCCUGUGGGAUGGGCCUGUCAAGCCGCGUGACCAAUAGCAACCCAGACUGUCAGCUGAUGGGAGAAACCAGGCUGUGUCAGAUACGGCAGUGUGACCCGGAGCUUCCUCUCGCUACUUGGGGUAAGCGGGGAAAGAAGUGCCAGAGAACUGUUCGGCCGCGGGAGCCGGUGCAGGUGAGCUUCGCCGGAUGCUCCACCCGACGGCGCUACCGCCCUCGCGCCUGCGGGUCCUGCGCGGACGGCCGCUGUUGCGCGCCGUCCGCCUCACGCACCGUGCGGCUGCGCUUCCUCUGCGCCGAUGGCGAGAGCUUCUCCAGGGACAUGAUGUGGAUCCAGCGCUGCAGCUGCAGCCAAAGUUGCCGGGCGCACAGCCGGCCUUCGGGGCCCUCGCUCAGCCUCCACAAUGACAUUCACACCUUCAGGCACUGACCCGUCGGGCCCCAAAGACCAUGCGUCCACCCCCCUUGAAGCCGCUCUUGGCAACAUACCCGCUUGCACUUUAAAGGCCUACUGAAACCCACUACUACCCACCACGCAGUCUGAUAGUUUAUAUAUCAAUGGUGAAAUAUUAACAUUGCAACACAUGCCAAUACGGCCUUUUUAGUUUACUAAAUUACAAUUUUAAAUUUCCCGGGAGUUUCGUCUUGAAAACGUCGUGUAAUAAUGACGUGUUCGCAAGACGUCACGGGUUUUUAGGAAAUAUGAGCGCUGCGCACACACACACAGCUAAAAGUCGUCUGCUUUAACGGCAUAUCCAUCCAUCCAUCCAUCCAUUCAUCUUUUUCCGCUUAUCCGAGGUCGGGUCGCGGGGGCAGCAGCCUAAGCAGGGAAACCCAGACUUCCCUCUCCCCAGCCACUUCGUCUAGCUCUUCCCGGGGGAUCCCGAGGCGUUCCCAGGCCAGCCGGGAGACAUAGUCUUCCCAACGUGUCCUGGGUCUUCCCCGUGGCCUCCUACCGGUUGGACGUGCCCUAAACACCUCCCUAGGGAGGCGUUCGGGUGGCAUCCUGACCAGAUGCCCGAACCACCUCAUCUGGCUCCUCUCGAUGUGAAGGAGCAGCGGCUUUACUUUGAGUUCCUCCCGGAUGGCAGAGCUUCUCACCCUAUCUCUAAGUUUCCUCCACACGGCGGAGGAAACUCAUUUCGGCCGCUUGUACCCGUGAUCUUAUCCUUUUGGUCAUGACCCAAAGCUCAUGACCAUAGGUGAGGAUGGGAACGUAGAUCGACUGGUAAAUUGAGAGCUUUGCCUUCCGGCUCAGCUCCUUCUUCACCACAACGGAUCGAUACAACGUCCGCAUUACUGAAGACGCCGCACCGAUUUAACGGCAUAAUUACACAGUAUUUUGGACAUCUGUGUUGCUGAAUCUUUUGCAAUUUGUUCAAUUAAUAUUGGAGAAGUCACUUUAGCUCGGUUGGUAGAGUGGCCGUGCCAGCAACUUGAGGGUUGCAGGUUCGAUUCCCGCUUCCGCCAUCCUAGUCACUGCCGUUGUGUCCUUGGGCAAGACACUUUACCCACCUGCUGCCAGUGCCACCCACACUGGUUUGAAUGUAACUUAGAUAUUGGGUUUCACUAUGUAAAGCGCUUUGAGUCACUAGAGAAAAAGCGCUAUAUAAAUGAUAAAUGGGUUGUACUUGUAUAGCGCUUUUCUACCUUCAAGGUACUCAAAGCGCUUCGACACUACUUCCACAUUUACCCAUGCACACACACAUUCACACACUGAUGGAGGGAGCUGCCAUGCAAGGCGCCAACCAGCACCCAUCAGGAGCAAGAGUGAAGUGUCUUGCUCAGGACGUGACGAGGUUGGUACUAGGUGGGAAUUGAACCAGGGACCCUCGGGUUGCGCACGGCCACUCUCCCACUGCGCCACGCCGUCCCCAGUAGAAAGAUGGAGUUGGGAAGCUUUAGCCUUUAGCCACACAAACACACGGUGAUUCCUUGUUUAAAAUUCCCGGAGGUGAAACUUUACUAUGGAUCAGAGAGCGGUCAAGCCAACAUGGAUCAAGACGGAAUGUCAACCAGCAGGUUUCGGUGAGAAAAUUGUGGUUAAAAAUUCAGUUCUUACCUGGGAUCAGCUGAGCUUGUGCCGUCCAUAAAGCUGCCAUCGACUCCCCUGAGACAUUGGCGUCAAGACACCCGUGGACGUACACCUCCGACUAUCAGGUACUAUAUAACUCACUAAAACACUAGCAACACAAUAGAACAGGGGUCGGGAACCUUUUUGGCUGAGAGAGCCAUACAAGCCAAAUAUUUUAAAAGCAUUUCCGUGAGCGCCAUGUCAUAUUUUUUUUUAAGACUGAAUACAACUAAAUGCAUGCAUUUUUAACUAAGAUCAACAUUUUUAGAGUAUAAUAAGUCUCUUAUUCUUUUUAAUGACAUUAUUCUGAAGCUAACCAACAAUAAAUAAGAUACUUCUUACCAUUAAUGCGACUUCUUGAACCGGUGCGGUAGAAACCGGACGGAGGGAUUAAAAUGCCUGAGAAUGUUUUAUAUUUUGAACGUUAUUUUUGACACUGUGAUUACCAGCGGAAUUUUUCAUUACUUACCGUGUUAAGCAAUGUCAGCUAAGAUUUAUCUGAGAGCCAGGUGCAGUCAUCAAAAGAGCCACAUCUGGCUAUAGAGCCAUAGUUUCCCUACCCCUGCAAUAGAAAGAUAAGGGAUUUCCCAGAAUUAUCCUAGUAAAUGUGUCUAAAAACAUCGGAAUCCGUCCCAAUGCAAUCGCGUUUUUUUUUACUUUUUUUUUUUUUAAUCUUUUUUUUUUCUAGUCCGUCGCUAUCAAUAUCCUCAAACACGACUCUUUCAUCCUCGCUCAAAUUAAUGGGGAAAUUGUCGUUUUCCAGGUCCGAAUAGCACUUUUUGUUGGAGUCUCCCAUUAAAAACAAUGUGAAUAUGUAAGGAGCCCUCAACGUGUGACGUCAUCGUCUGCGACUUCCGGUAGAGGCAGGGCUUUUCUCUUAGCGCCGAAAGUUGCGAAGUUUUUCGUGGAUGUUCUCUACUAAAUCCUUUCAGCAAAAAUAUGGCAAUAUCGCGAAAUGAUCAAGUAUGACACAUAGAAUUGACAAGUUUAAAUAAAAACAUCUCCUUUCAGUUGGCCUUUAAGUCCCACCCACCCUCAUUGAGACUGUUGUACUGAUACCUAUUUUAUUAUUUAUUUGUACAUUUUGCUGCACUUGACAGGCAGAGACCUCUCCCACCAAAAUCCAUCCCUGGAUUUUUUUUGACAUUCUGCCUCUCUUUUAGGCCCGGUUAAUACAAACCCCGUAUCCAUAUGAGUUGGGAAAUUUUGUUAAUGUAAAUAUAAACGGAAUACAAUGAUUUGCAAAUUAUUUUCAACCCAUAAUCAGUUGAAUAUGCUACAAAGACAACAUAUUUGAUGUUCAAACUGAUAAACAUUUUUUUUGUUGCAAAUAAUCGUUAACUUUAGAACGUGAUGCCAGCAAUACGUGACUAAGAAGUUGGGAAAGGUGGCGAUAAAUACUGAUAAAAUUGAGGAAUGCUCAUCAAACACUUAUCAGGAACAUCCCACAGGUGUGCAGGCUAAUUGGGAACAGGUGGGUGCCAUGAUUGGGUAUAAAAGCAGCUUCCCAAAAAAUGCUCAAUCUUUCACAAGAAAGGAUGGGGCGAGGUACACCCCUUUGUCCACAACUGCAUGAGCAAAUAGUCAAACAUUUUAAGAACAACGUUUCUCAAAGUGCAAUUGCAAGAAUUUAAGGGAUUUCAACAUCUACGCUCCAUAAUAUCAUCAAAAGGUUCAGAGAAUCUGGAGAAAUCACUCCACGUAAGCGGCAUGGCCGGAAACCAACAUUGAAUGACCGUGACCAUGGAUCCCUCAGACGGCACUGUAUCAAAAACCGUCAUCAAUCUCUAAAGGAUAUCACCACAUGGGCUCAGGAACACUUCAGAAAACCACUGUCACUAAAUUGCAAAUCUGUAAGUGCAAGUUAAAUUAGCUCUACCAUGCAAAGUGAAAGCCGUUUAUCAACAACAUCCAGAAACACGCCGGCUUCUCUGGGCCCGAGAUUAUUUAAAAUGGACUGAUGCAAAGUGGAAAAGUGUUCUGUUCAAAUUGUUUUUGGAAAUAUUCGACAUCGUGUCAUCCGGACCAAAAGGGAAGCGAACCAUCCAGACUGUUAUCGACGCAUAGUUCAAAAGCCAGCAUCUGUGAUGGUAUGGGGGUGAAUUAGUGCCCAAAGCAUGCGUAACUUACACAUCUGUGAAGGUACCAUUAAUGCUGAAAGGUACAUACAGGUUUUGGAACAAAAUAUGCUGCCAUCUAAGCCCCGUCUUUUUCAUGGACGCCCCUGCUUAUUUCAGCAAGACAAUGCCAAGCCACAUUCAGCAUGUGCUUGCAACAGCAUGGCUUCGUAGUAAAAUAGUGCGGGUACUUUCCUGGCCCGCCUGCAGUCCAGACCUGUCUCCCAUUGAAAAUGUGUGGCGCAUGUGACCCCGGACUGUCGAACGACUGAAGCUCUACAUAAAACAAGAAUGGGAAAGAAUUCCACUUUCAAAGUUUCAACAAUUAGUUUCCUCAGUUCCCAAACGUUUAUUGAGUGUUGUUAAAAGAAAAGGUGAUGUAAUACAGUGGUGAACAUGCCCUUUCCCAACUACUUUGGCACGUGUUGCAGCCAUUGAAAUUCUAGGUUAAUUAUUAUUGGCAAAAAAAAAAUUAAUAAAUAAAGUUUAGGAGUUUGAACAUCAAAUAUGUUGUCUUUGUAGUGCAUUCAACUGAAAAUGGGUCAAAAAGGAUUUGCGAAUCAUUGUAUUCCGUUUAUAUUUACAUCUAACACAAUUUCCCAACUCAUAUGGAAACGGGGUUUGUAAAUCAUUAUGGAUAUGUUCCAGUUUUAUUGUUGCAGGCAAUUUAGAAAAAAAAAAUUGUUGUUUUUUUUCUUUGGCAGAAAUUCACAUGCCCCGCAAAACAUGAAUAAUGCUAAUGAGAGCGAGAUGUUUGCUCCAAAGAAAGGAAAAGUGUUGUCAGUGGUUUGGUUUUGCAGCAACAAGCGUGGAAGAAAUGGCUGCACGCUGCGAAGUUUCUUUCAAAAAGACAGCAACCCAACAAACUUAUUUACCGGAAAAAGAAAUGCCGCCCCUGAAAAUGUUAGGAACUCGCAUGGCUGCAGUUUUUGAACCAGGAGGACGGUGAGCAGGUAAGAGAGGGAAGCAGUCUUGCAUGUAAUAGUUACCAACAUAAAGUGAGCUUCGGGCAAUGAGUGCUCGAGUGAAACAUAAAUAGACAUAUGCUGAUUGGCCGCAGGUGUGGACCAGGUGCCAAUCAACAGCAGGUGAGUGAACCAACACAGUGCUCAGGAGAACAAACAGGAAGUGGAAACCAAAAUAAGAGCACUGAUCGGAAGUACAUACAAAAACAAGGAAACAAACAGAAAUGAAGGGACAGAUAGUCACAGAAAAGACUAAAAAAAACAAUGAAUACAUGCUUUUUAUGUUUGUAAUCUUUGUAAGAUUUUUUUGGAAUAAGUCUUAAAAUGUAAGCUUUAAAAACGUAAAAGUGAUCUUGAAUUUAGCAAUUAAAAGUUAUUAUUAGCUAUACUUACCAGUAUUGUGAAGUUUUGUGUCUUAUAACAAACGUGUGAUGCUAAAAAGUACUUUUUUGUUUAGUUGUUUACCUCGGAAGAUCUAUUGCCUAAAAACAAGUUCUCAGGUCCCACUGAAAAACAUAUUUUUUACGAGACUGUGACUCGUAUUAAGUUUGUUCAGAUAUUUGACAAUUUGACUGGAAACUAGAAAUAUGGAUACUUGGUGAGAUUGUGAUUUUCCCAGUGUUUUCCCCCACCCCCUUCUCCUUAUUUCCUUAGCCAAGAUUCACACGCUUAGCAAAACAAGGCUGAUGCUAACACUAGCCAGAGCCAGACGUUUGCUCCAAAGAAAGGAAAAGUGUUGUCAGUGGUUUUGUUUUGUGGCAACAGGCGUGGAACACACGGCUGCACGCUGCAAAGUUUAUAUCAAAAAGACAGUAGCACAACAAACGUAUUCACAGGACAAAAAUGCCGCCCUUGAAAAGACUAAAAAACAAUUAAUACAAAUUAUUUUUGCUUGUAAUGAGCCAAAUAAAUCUGUCUUGGCAAGA